Molecule: messenger RNA, 4302 nt
Organism: Closterium sp. Naga37s-1
Lineage: Eukaryota; Viridiplantae; Streptophyta; Zygnematophyceae; Desmidiales; Closteriaceae
Source: the annotation of a GenBank genome assembly
AUGAUCACGAAUCGCAUUGCGGCCCCGCCGCCCCACUACAGCGGCCCCGCCGCCCUCACGUCGCGGCCCGCCCGCCACCCUACCUGCGGCCCGCCCGCCGCCCUACCUGCGGCCCGCCCGCCACCCUACCUGCGGCCCGCCCGCCGCCCUACCUGCGGCCCGCCCGCCGCCCUACCUGCGGCCCGCCCGCCGCCCUACCUGCGGCCCGCCCGCCGCCCUACUUGCGGCCCUACCGCCGCCCUCCCUGCGGCCCGCCCGCCGCCCUACUUGCGGCCCUACCGCCGCCCUACCUGCGGCCCGCCCGCCGCCCUCCUUGCGGCCCUACCGCCGCCCAACCUGCGGCCCUACCGCCGCCCUACCUGCGGGAGCCGCCUAGCAGCAGAACCGCCGGGAGCCAAGCCGCCCUGCCGCCGAGCCGCCCGGGAGCCGAGCCGCCCUGCAGCCGAGCCGCCCGGGAGCCGAGCCGCCCUGCCGCCGAGCCGCCCGGGAGCCGAGCCGCACUGCCGCCGAGCCGCCCAACAGCCGAGCCGCCCAGCAGCCGAGCCGCCCUGCCGCCGAGCCGCUGAGCAGCCGAGCCGCCCUACUGCCGAGCCGCCCGACCUGCCCUGUCCGGGUCGAGCCAUUGACUUUGAGGUCUGGGUCGACGACCUGCAGCUGUUCUUACAGUGCGAUAGGGCGGACGGUCUUUCCCUCUUUGACCUCACCUCUGGCGCCUCUCCUGCCCCUGCUACUGAUGCUGACCCCACUGUUCGCUCUCAGUGGGCCACCCGCGAUGCUGCUGCACGUCUUGCUGUGCGUCGCCACCUGCCUACCACUGAGCGCGCGCACUUUAGUCAGUACAAGAGUGCUCAGACCUUGUACGACGCUGUAGUUGCGCGCUACUCUUCCCCUGCCACUGCUGCCCUGAGCCGCCUCAUGCUACCGGACCACUACCUCUCGGUCUGUCCCACCACUCUCACUGUCGACCUCCUCGAGAAGUCCCUCCUGGCGGCGGAGAAGAGCAUCGUCGCUGUAGGAGCCUCUCGUGGUGACCCUCGCACCCCCAUCUUUGAGGGGUGUUCUCCUUCCCCCCUGCUGCCCUCUGUUGCCUCUGCUGCUGCUGCCGACCUGCUUGGUCUUGAGUCGGUCUGCGCGGCGUCUGCCCCUAGCGGGAGACGCCGCCCUGGCAGGGGCAAGGGGGGCAAGGGCGCGGGUGGAGCUGGCGGGGGCGGUGGAGGAGGCGGUGGAGGCGGAGGAGGGAGUGGGGGUGGCGGUGGGAGUGGUGGCGGGGGCGGUGGUGGCGGUGGCAGCAGCGGAGGAGGAGGCGGUGGUGGCGGCAGCGGUGGGAGCGGAGGCAGCGGUGGUGGUGGAGGUGGAGGCAGCGGUGGCGGAGGGGGUGGAGCUGGUCGGGGUGGUGCCCCGCUGCGUAGCGGCCCUGGUGGUGGCCAGCGUCAGCAGCAGCAGCAGCAGCAGCGUUCGCGGGACAUCCCCCCGCCCCAGCAGCUCCGUGAGUGGUACACGCAGCGUCAGCGGGGUGGGGGUUUUGGUCCGUGCACCUACGUCCUUCGUUCCGGUGACCGAGCGGGUGAGCAGUGUGGGGGUGCGCACCCCACUCAGCGCUGCUUUGGCCGCCUGACGGACGCUUGGCGUCAGCAGUUCCCCGAGGCCAGUGAGAUUCCCCGUUGGGGAGAGCUGUCUAGGGCUGGCGUAGCUGUCUUUGAUCUUGACUUUGAUGCUAUCCUUGCUGCCAUGUAUGCUGUGACUAUUAGUGAGGAGGGUGACUGUUACCAGUGUUUCCCGCCCGACCCGGGCAUUGGUACUGCUGCGCCAGGUACUUCUGCGGCUGCUGCUCUAGGUGCCAGUGCGUCUGCACUCUCAGGUACUGGUGAGGCUGCGCUCUCAGGUACUGCGUCGGCUUCGGCCUCCCUCACCUUCACACUUGACUCAGGGGCUUCUCGCUCCUUCUUUCGAGACCGCACCACACUCACGCCGCUUGGCCGGCCGGUUGCAGUCUCCCUGGCUGACCCCUCUGGGGGUCCUGUCCUCUCUCACUUCUCCACUGUCCUCCCGUGUCCGGCUGCCCCCUCGGGCACCUUGUCUGGUCUGUACCUCCCCUCGUUCUCGACGAACUUGGUGAGUGGUGCUGACCUGCAGGAUGCGGGGGUUCACCAGUUUACUCCUGCGAGUCAGCGGGUGACCCACUGCUCGGAUGCCCGCACAGGCCGACACCUGGCCACGUUCUCGCGUCGGCCAGGGUCGAGUCUCUACACACUGACCACUGCGUCUCCUCCUGUCCCUGCGUCUGGCCAGGUAGCUGCGUCGGGUCAGGUGUUUGCUGCUGCGUCCAGGUCUGGUCCUGAGUCUGCCCCCUGCUCGUGUCGCCGCCUGUCUCACGAGACUCUCCUGUGGCACCACCGUCUUGGCCACCCCUCCUUGCUUCGUCUUCGGGGCAUGGCUUCCCGUGUCCUUGUCUCUGGUCUUCCCCGGUCUCUCCCUCCCCUUCCUUCGGGACCCGGACCUUCUUGUGUCCCCUGUGUCGAGGGGCGGCUCCGGGCUGCCCCUCACUCCUCCCAGUUUCCCCCGACAGAGGCUCCUCUGCAGACGCUUCACAUGGACGUGUGGGGCCCCGCCCGCGUCCGUGGGCAGGGUCACGAGCGCUACUUCCUGCUGGUGGUUGACGACUACUCGCGUUACACCACAGUCUUCCCCUUGCGCAGCAAGGGUGAUGUCACUGAGGUGUUGAUCGACUGGAUCCGCGCAGCUCGUCUCCAGCUCAGGAGGAGCUUCGGCUCGGACUUUCCUGUUCUGCGUCUGCACUCUGACCGAGGUGGAGAGUUCUCCUCUGGCCUUCUGCGAGCCUACUGUCGUGCACGAGGCAUCCGCCAGACCUUUACGCUUCCGGACUCUCCACAGCAAAAUGGGAUUGCUGAGCGCCGCAUUGGCAUGGUCAUGGACGUCGCUCGUACGUCCAUGAUGCAUGCGGCUGCCCCCCAUUUUCUGUGGCCGUUUGCGGUUCGGUACGCGGCGCAUCAGAUCAACCUUCACCCCAGGGUCUCCCGGCCGGAGACCUCUCCAGCUCUGCUGUGGACGGGGAAGGUCGGCGAUGCGUCUGCGUUCCGUGUCUGGGGAUCUCGGGCGUUUGUCCAUGACUUGUCUGCGGACAAGCUGUCCCCUCGUGCUGCUCCCUGUGUCUUCCUCGGCUUCCCCCCUGACGCUCCAGGGUGGCAGUUCUACCACCCCUCCUCUCGUCGUGUUCUGUCCUCCCAGGACGUCACGUUCGACGAGUCAGUCCCCUUCUACCGCCUCUUCCCCUACCGCACUCCUUCCCUCCCCCCGCCACCGCACUUCCUUGUGCCAGGUCCCCCCCCGGUAGACCCCCUUCCCCCUCAGGGUCCUGCCCCUUCAGGUGUGUCCCAGGUAGACGCAGUCGAGCCGGUCGAGGUUGCUGGUGACUCUGGUCCUGCUGCGGGUGCUGAGCCUGGGGGUGCUGAGUCUGGGGGUGCUGAGCCUGGGGGUACUGCGACUGGGGGUGCUGAGCCUGGGGGUGCGGAGUCUGGGAGUGCUGAGCCUGGGGGUGCUGCGACUGGGGGUGCUGAGCCUGGGGGUGCGGAGUCUGGGGGUGCUGAGCCGUGGGGUGCUGCUACUGGGGGUGCUGAGCCAGGGGGUGCUGCGUCUGGAGGUGCUGAGCCUGGAGCUGCGGAGCCUGCGGCCACUGGACCUCCCCUUGUGGCGUCUGGCGGUGCGGGACCUGGCGGUUCUCCGGGUGCUUCGCCUCGGCGGGAGCCCCUCUCUCCACAGGAGCUGCGCGAGUGGUUUGCCCGGCGCUGGAGGCGUGCUGCUGGAGCUGGAGGUUCUUCGGCUACUGAGGGUGCUGGUGCCGCGGGUCCCGGAGGUGCUGGAGCUGGAGCUGCUGAGGGUGUUGGCGCUGAGGCUACUGCUGUCGGUCCUGGAGGCGGUCCUGCUGGGGGUGCUACUGGUGCUGCUGGAGGUCCUGGAGCUGGAGGUGCUGCUGGCGCUGGUGCUCCCGCUUGGGGUACUGGUGCUGUCCCUGCUGUGUCUGGAGUCGCCGCGCGGCCUAGACCGUACUUCGUUCCGCUCCUUCAGCAGGUUCUUGGUCUCCCGCCUUCUACUGGUCCUCCUCCUCCCUUAGAGUGUCCACAGCCUGUCCUGUCACAGUUCCAGUUACAGCCGGCCUCCCCACUGCCCGCUCCUUCUCCCUACACUGGUCCUACUGGAGCGUCCUCCUCCUGUCCCUGGCACGCACCGGAUGUCUCUGCGUCCGUCCACUGCUCCUCUGCGUGCCCCUUUGCCUUCUCCUCCUGA